Messenger RNA from Piliocolobus tephrosceles (Ugandan red Colobus), 1406 nucleotides. RefSeq names its product quinolinate phosphoribosyltransferase (gene QPRT). The transcript has 4 exons. The record is from RefSeq and is a predicted model, not a curated record. Gene Ontology annotation, cellular component: cytoplasm. Gene Ontology annotation, biological process: NAD+ biosynthetic process; quinolinate catabolic process. NCBI's taxonomy places the organism in Eukaryota, Metazoa, Chordata, Mammalia, Primates, Cercopithecidae. Gene Ontology annotation, molecular function: nicotinate-nucleotide diphosphorylase (carboxylating) activity. Bases 454 to 1356 code for a protein of 300 amino acids.
ACUGAGGCACAGAAAAAGGUAAAAAGGUACGUGAGAUCAAAAAGGAUGGAGUUAGGAUUUGAACCCAGGUCCAGGGCCCGUGAUUUUCCCAGCACACCAUCCAAAAUGCCUGCCUGCCCUCACCAGGGAGCACACGCUUACGUUCACAGUCUUGGACCCUGGGUUAGGGCCAGGAGGGCUGGGUGUGGGAUGGGAACAGGGCCUCCAGUUCCUUCACUGGCUGGGGUAGGGUUUCUGAGUUCCCCAUCAGAGCCCCUCCUCUGACUUUCAGGGACCCGCUGAGGAAUCUGCAGGCCUGGCAGAGGACAGGAGGCAGGGCUGGGGAGCCUGGGAAGGGCUGGCUGACAGUUCUAUGGGCCCUCCCCUCCUCCACAGUCCCACCCCCAGCCUGAGGCCUCUGGGAGCCCUGGUCCUGAGCAGCCAAUACACCAGCCCAGACGGCUGCAAGUCACCAUGGACGCUGAAGGCCUGGCACUGCUGCUGCCGCCCGUCACCCUGGCAGCCCUGGUGGACAGCUGGCUCCGAGAGGACUGCCCAGGGCUCAACUACGCAGCCUUGGUCAGUGGGGCAGGCCCCUCGCAGGCGGUGCUGUGGGCCAAAUCCCCUGGGGUACUGGCAGGGCAGCCUUUUUUCGAUGCCAUCUUUACCCAACUCAACUGCCAAGUCUCCUGGUUCCUCCCUGAGGGAUCGAAGCUGGUGCCGGUGGCCAGAGUGGCCGAGGUCCGGGGCCCUGCCCACUGCCUGCUGCUGGGGGAACGGGUGGCCCUCAACACCCUGGCCCGCUGCAGUGGCAUUGCCAGUGCUGCCGCCGCUGCAGUGGAGGCUGCCAGGGGGGCCGGCUGGACUGGACACGUGGCCGGCACGAGGAAGACCACACCAGGCUUCCGGCUGGUGGAGAAGUACGGGCUCCUGGUGGGCGGGGCCGCCUCACACCGCUACGACCUGGGAGGACUGGUGAUGGUGAAGGACAACCAUGUGGUGGCCGCCGGUGGUGUGGAGAAGCAGGCGGUGCGGGCGGCCCGGCAGGCGGCCGACUUCGCUCUGAAGGUGGAGGUGGAAUGCAGCAGCCUGCAGGAGGCAGUGCAGGCGGCUGAGGCGGGUGCCGACCUUGUCCUGCUGGACAACUUCAAGCCGAAGGAGCUGCACCCCACGGCUGCCGCGCUGAAGGCCCAGUUCCCAAGUGUGGCGGUGGAAGCCAGUGGGGGCAUCACCCUGGACAACCUCCCUCAGUUCUGUGGGCCGCACAUAGACGUCAUCUCCAUGGGGAUGCUGACCCAGGCGGCCCCAGCCCUUGAUUUCUCCCUCAAGCUGUUUGCCAAAGAGGCGGCUCCAGUGCCCAAAAUCCACUGGUCCUAAAGUGGAAGAGGAUUAACGUGGCUCCUGAGGACCCUCCAGAUCACACAUCU